Molecule: messenger RNA, 1991 nt
Organism: Leptinotarsa decemlineata (Colorado potato beetle)
Lineage: Eukaryota; Metazoa; Arthropoda; Insecta; Coleoptera; Chrysomelidae
Product: leucine zipper putative tumor suppressor 2 homolog
Source: RefSeq, a predicted model, not a curated record
CUUCCAGAUCUCAAAUAUGUGAAUAAACAUGGCAACAACCAUCGAUAGUGGAACAGAAACCCUCUUUUCCGAUGAGUCUCCAUGUGAGUUGGUGCGUUCGCCCAGUAUUUGUUCUGGAGAUGAAAGGGAACUGCAGAUGGAUGACACGCAGUCCAUUAACAGCAGAUUGGCGCCGCCAAACAUUCAGCCAUACAGCGGAGUACUAGAAAAGGGAAAGGUGGUAAUCCGACCGAUCGCUUUCAAGCCAUCGGCUAUGACGCCGUCCUCCAGGUUCGGCAUCGCUGGAGAGCGAUACGGCUCGACGCCGAUACUCACCAGGCCCGGAUCCAGACUGACUUUGUACGGAAGUAGCAGUGAUAUUCACCAUCAGUCUCACAGUAUGAACAACUACUCACUAGAUAGAAAACUGCGGUCUUUCUGCCCUUCUGCGUCUUCCUCGCCGCGAUUAGAAAUGAGUUCCCUCUCCUCCCUUCCUCAUGGCCAUAAGCUGGUCAACUACGACAGUCUUGAGAGUGUUCGAAAAUCUCCCGUGUCCAAUGCUGACAGUUCUGUUACGCACAAACCCUCCUACCAAACGUCUUCCAAUCACAGUAGUCUAGUGGACCUCACCCCCUCUCCGUCAGACUCUGGUAUCUCAGAACUGGAGGCUGCUCUGAGAUAUCGUGACUCUGAGGUUGCUUACCUUCGUCAAACGAUGGAACACAACGAACAGGUUAUCUUCAGAGUGUACCAAGAGAAGGAGAAAGUUUGGGAAAGAGAACUCAGAAGACUCAAGACUGUCCAAGAGAGCAGACUGCGGACAAGCGCUCAAAAGGUCCACAAACUAGAACAGAUGUUGAUGAUGCAGACCUAUCAACUCCAACAAGACAAGAAACGACUUAGUUCUGACGUUCAGCGAUCGAAUAUGCAAUGCGAUAGGCUGAGACAAGAAAUUGAUGAACUAAGAAAUAGAUUGGAAGAGACAGAAUGGGGAUUGUGUCAAAAGACGGGAGAGAUAUCUUUGCUGAAAACUCAGUUGAAGGAAUCCCAGAUUGACCAAACAACGAAAUGCCAGGAGCUCAUCCAACUUCGGACAGACCACCGUGAACUGAGGGAUCAACUAGAAGAAAAGAAUAAACAAAUACACAACCUGGAGUCCUCCAACGCAACAAAAGACGAAGAAAUAAAUCAGCUCAAAGAGGAACUCUCUAAGAUAACUUCACCUUCACCAUCCCAGUAUGGCUCUCUGGACUCAAUCAACAAGAACCAAGGCUUGAUUGAAAAGUUGAAUGCCGAAAUAACGGAACUAAGGCAAGAACUAUCGGAAAAAAGCCUCAGUUACUACAACGGCGUAGAAGCGGGCCGAGGCAAGAGAGGACCGCUCAUCACCGAAGAAGAGUCUUUGGAGGAUCUGGAAAUCCAAAAGUUCAAUGGCCACCUGGAAGUUAGCGAAACCGAGAAGCUGCGCAAGGAACUUGAAAUGAAAUCAAAACAAUUCGAGAAGGAACGGAUGCAAUGGGCUAAAGAAAAAGAGAAGGUGCUCACGUACCAAAGCCAACUGCGAUUGAACUACGUUCAAAUGUUGAAGAGAAGCAACGCGCUCGAAGAGGAAAUAGAAAAUUUGACGCUCGAAUUGGAAUUGGAAAGAACUGGGCUCAAAAAGAAGUUGGAACUGUCACAGACCAUAGAGUUAUGAUCGAUUGGAGUGAAUUGUUUUAAUUCGUCACUUUUUCUCAUGUAGAUUCGAUUCUACAUUCAGAGUUAAAAGUGAUUUGAUUACUUUCUACUGUUUUCAUGAUUCUCCAUUUUAUUUAUGACCGGACAUGACGAAAUCUAUUUUUCGCAUUAUUAUGCUCUAGAUGGUAUUGGAAAAUACUGGGUGGAUUUUUCAACCUGAUAUUUGUAGAAUUAUCUAGAGAUGAAAAUGGUGGAAACUUCUGUUCUGGUAUCUGUAGAGUAGGAAGGGUGAGUGUAGAUCCACAGUACUUAGGCCACAUGUGACCCAUUGUACA